AUGGGAUUAGAGAACGUAUUUAAUUCCAUCACUUCCCCAUAUGGAACAUUGAGCCCACUAACUCAUACAUAUUCUCUAGACCUUUCGUUAUUUCACACAAAAGCUGCACCGGUCACUCUCAUUCUUCUUCAGACCUACAAGAAGAUGUUUAUCCUUGCUAGCCAAAUAUCCCCAAUGAACACCAGGCAGGCUCUUAGGCUACGAGUGGUGAGAGCAUAUCAGAUUCCUGAGAGAAAUGAUCACACGAAGAUUAGAUCAAAAGAAAUAGUUUUUCAUGAUGAAGAGGGUUCCUUCCUUCAUGCUCAUGUACCCAAAGAAUAUGUAGAAAAGUACCUAAGCUAUUUCUCUGAGGGUUCAGUUUACGCUAUAAAGAAUUUUUGUGUUAUCACCAAUUUUUAUUCAUACAAGACCAGUCCACAGAAGUACAUGAUAAAAUUCAAUUAUCAGACUAUGGUCAAGGAUUUAAAGAAUGCAAAAUUUCCGAUGAAAAUGUAUCGUCUGAAGUCAUUUAGAGAGAUCAAAUCUAAUGAAGGCCUUGAUGAGAAACAACUCUUUGAUGUGAUUGGUCGAGUGAUUGAGAUUCACUGCCCACAGGAGAAACUGAUUAAUGGGAAGAACUCCAGGCUGAUUGACUUCACCAUUGAAGACACUGAUGGUAUACAAUUGAUGUGUACUUUGUGGGACGAACACGUAAGCAAGAUCGAGGCAUUCUACAAUUCUACCACACGAGAGGCAUUAUUGGUGUUGAUCCAAUUUUGUAGGGCUAGGGUGUGUUUAAAAAGUGGGGAUGUUAAACUUUGUAGCUCCUAUGAUGUAACACAACUGCUGUUCAACCAGGAAUCUCCACCAUUUGAGGAGUUCAGAAAAAGUAUCAGCCAUGAACAGACUCCAAUGCGAAGUAUUAUUUCGCAAUCAAGUUUUAAGGAAUGUAGCUCCUAUUCAGUUUCCCUAUCUGGUGAUAUUGAGGUCCGUACUAUCAGUGAAAUAUACAGAGACAAGGAGUUUGGUGAUUUUUGGGUGGCAGUAAGGAUUGUGUUCAUUGAUGAUCCUGAGUGGUACUAUGCUUCGUGUAGAACAAAGGGUUGCAACAAAAAGCUGAAAAUGAAAGGAAAGUGGCUGUGGUGUAGUACCUGUGACAGGAAUUGGGGCGAUGGAACCUUGAGGUACAUGGUUAAAGUUAGGGUGGUGGACUUGGAUGAGAAUGCUCCUUUCCUCCUAUGGGACAGGGAGUGCCUUGAUCUACUUGGUGUUAGCGCAUAUGAUUUGAAUUCUACCCAUACUAAGGGCCGAAAGGGGAUACCUAAGGAGCUUGAGACUCUGAUUGGAUUGAAUCUGCUCUUUCAAAUUGCUGUUCGCAAAGAACAAUUCCAAAACUACCUCAAUGCUUUCCCUGUUAUGAGGAUCAUCACUGAUGAAAAGAUCAUAGAAAAGCAUGCACCAGAGCUAAUUGGAGUUAGGGACAGGGAUCUAAGUUCAAAGUUGGAGUUGGAGCUUACAGAUGAGGAUCUAUGGGAUCUAGAGGAAAAUGACCAAGCAAAUGAAGCUGAAAGUCCUCUACAAGUUGUUGCACAGAGGCUGAAUGCAGAGAACACCUUAGAGAAUGGAACAGUCAAGAGAUCCCUCAUUGAUGAAUUUUCAAGCACACAAAGUUCUAAAAAAAGCAAGGAAGCUGUGGUCAAAAUUGAGAAAUAA
This is a messenger RNA of Ipomoea nil (Japanese morning glory), 1692 nucleotides long. Its product is annotated as replication factor A protein 1-like. The coding region runs from base 1 to 1692 and encodes 563 amino acids. NCBI's taxonomy places the organism in Eukaryota, Viridiplantae, Streptophyta, Magnoliopsida, Solanales, Convolvulaceae. Gene Ontology annotation, biological process: DNA repair; DNA recombination; DNA replication. Gene Ontology annotation, cellular component: nucleus. Gene Ontology annotation, molecular function: DNA binding. The record is from RefSeq and is a predicted model, not a curated record. The transcript is spliced from 10 exons.